Molecule: messenger RNA, 661 nt
Organism: Hyla sarda
Lineage: Eukaryota; Metazoa; Chordata; Amphibia; Anura; Hylidae
Product: cystatin-like
Exons: 3
Coding region: 128-535 (135 amino acids)
Molecular function (GO): cysteine-type endopeptidase inhibitor activity
Source: RefSeq, a predicted model, not a curated record
UCAGAGCGACUUGGCAAACCCCGGAGCUCAUCAGCUUAAAUACCAAAGGUCCUGCUCUUUUUUCCUCUCAGAAGAACAGAAACUGUGAACAACAAGAACAAGGAACUCAGAGGGAGAAACAACAGAGAUGACCAUGUUGUGGAAGAUAAGUGUUGUAGUCUUGUUGACUCUGUGUGUACAAGUCUUUGCACAAAAUAAGAAACUUCUAGGAGGCUGGAGAGAUGUUGAUGAAAAUGAUGAAUAUACACAGGACGCACUGCGGUAUGCCAAAAAAGAAUACAACAAAAGCAGCAAAGAUGGUUAUAUCACCGAUAUCAUCAAGAUUAUCCGACUGAGGAAGCAGGUAGUUGCCGGUAUGAAAUAUUCAAUGGAAGUUGAAGCAGUUAUUAGUCCCUGCCCUGAAGAUGAAAUGUUGACAGAAGAAUGCCAAAAUCAAGAAACCAAAACACAGAGGUGCUCAUUUGAAGUUCUAGAUGUUCCAUGGCGAAAACAUAGGGAGCUGAGAAAAGGUUAUUGCAACGCUAUAAGGAACUAAUACCAUCAAGUCUACUGAUCACUCCUAUCAACUUCUAAGAAAAUGAAUAACAACUUUUAUAAUAUUGCAUGUGGAAACUGUUCUUGAAGCAUCAUAUAUUCUGCCUAUUAAACAUGUAUAAUCUGU